GCGCGUCAGGCGCGUCCGCACUUCUGGAGCCUGCAGGUAACGCCCCCACCCCGCCCCGCCAGUUGUUGUGUUGUCAUCACGUGGCCUGGGCGGGCCCUGACGUAAGGGCAGGGGCGGGACCGCGCAGGCGCAGAAAAGGGGGCGGGGGACUCGGCUUGUUGUGUUGCUUCCGGAGAACCGGAGACGGUCCUGCUGCGGCCGCAGCUCUUCCAGUCACUCGGCAUGUCGUCCCACUUAGUCGAGCCGCCACCCCCCCUGCACAAUAACAACAAUAACUGCGAGGAAGGGGAGCAGCCUUUGCCCCCACCAGCCGGCCUCAACAGUUCCUGGGUGGAGCUUCCCAUGAACAGCAGCAACGGCAAUGGUGACGGCAGUGGGAAGAACGGGGGGCUGGAGCACGUCCCUUCCUCAUCCUCCAUCCACAAUGGAGACAUGGAGAAGAUUCUGCUGGAUGCACAGCAUGAAUCAGGACAGAGUAGUUCAAGAGGCAGCUCUCACUGUGACAGCCCUUCCCCACAAGAAGAUGGACAGAUCAUGUUUGAUGUGGAAAUGCACACCAGCAGGGACCACAGCUCCCAGUCAGAAGAAGAAGUUGUAGAAGCAGAGAAGGAAGUUGAGGCUCUGAAGAAAAGUGCAGCUUGGGUGUCAGACUGGUCCAGCAGACCUGAAAACAUUCCCCCCAAGGAGUUCCACUUCAGGCACCCUAAACGUUCUGUGUCUUUAAGCAUGAGGAAAAGCGGAGCCAUGAAGAAAGGGGGCAUUUUCUCUGCAGAGUUUCUGAAGGUGUUCAUCCCAUCUCUCUUCCUUUCUCACGUCUUGGCCUUGGGGCUGGGCAUCUAUAUUGGAAAACGACUGAGCACCCCUUCUGCCAGCACCUACUGAGGGAACGAAAAGUCCUGGAAAUGCGUGUAACCUGUGAAGUGGUGUAUUGUCACAGUAGUUUAUUUGAACUUGAGACCAUUGUAAGCAUGACCCAACCUACCACCCUUAUUUUUACAUAUCCAAUUCCAGUAACUCUCAAAUCCAGUAUUUUAUUCAAACUCUGUUGAAGCAUUUUACUAACCUUAUUCCCUUUUUGGCCUAUAGGACACUUUAGAAUUUCCUAACAGAGUUUACUGUUGUUUAGAAAUUUGCAAGGGCUUCUUUUCUGUAAAUGCCACCAGCAAAUUAUAAUUUUGUCAACGAUGCUGUUAUCUCCAGUUGGUGUCACCAGACUUAGACCUGUAUCAUUCAUGGUAUAAAUUUUACUCUUACAACAUAACUCCCAUCUUCCCCUUAAAAUGAGAUCAGGUUAGCAAAUCAUAUAAAAAAAGCUUUGUUGUUGUUGUUUUUCUUUUUUUAAGACAAAGGCAAGCUUCUCUAAGCUUGAAUUUAUAGUUAUUGAAAAGAAAACAAAAACAAACAAAAAAAAGCAAAACAUAAGAAAAAAAUCCUGGGCAAUAAAAAAAAUUAAACCA
Nycticebus coucang (slow loris) is the source of this 1457-nucleotide messenger RNA. It is a transcript of the gene BNIP3L, whose product is annotated as BCL2 interacting protein 3 like. Bases 223 to 882 code for a protein of 219 amino acids. The transcript is spliced from 6 exons. Gene Ontology annotation, biological process: positive regulation of apoptotic process; mitochondrial outer membrane permeabilization; defense response to virus. The record is from RefSeq and is a predicted model, not a curated record. NCBI's taxonomy places the organism in Eukaryota, Metazoa, Chordata, Mammalia, Primates, Lorisidae. Gene Ontology annotation, cellular component: nucleus; mitochondrial envelope; mitochondrial outer membrane.